Molecule: messenger RNA, 3138 nt
Organism: Miscanthus lutarioriparius
Lineage: Eukaryota; Viridiplantae; Streptophyta; Magnoliopsida; Poales; Poaceae
Source: the annotation of a GenBank genome assembly
AUGGCGCUCGUGUCCACCGCCACCGUCGCGUCGUCGUCCUACCACUGCGACAUCCUCCUCUUCCCGAGGACCAGGAGGAGCUGGCGCGGGCCGAGGUGGAGCCGCGGCGGCGCCGGUGCGGGCGCGAGGCUACCGGUGCUGCAGCGAGCGGGCGGUGGGCUUGCGGUGCUGGAGCGAGCGGGCGCGGGCGCGGGGCCUGCGGUGCUGGAGCGAGCGGGGGCCACGGCGGCCGCGGCGAGAAGGGAGGAGCUGGUGCCCGCGGGGAAUGGCAGGAACUCGUACGAGGUGGAGUCGCUGAUCGACCGGCUGAGCAACCUGCCGCCGCGGGGCUCCAUCGCGCGCUGCCUCGAGACGGCGCGGCACCGGCUGACGCUGCAGGACUUCGCGGCCGUGUACCGCGAGUUCUCGCGACGCGGGGACUGGCAGCGCUCGCUCCGGCUCUUCAAGUACAUGCAGCGCCAGUCGUGGUGCCGCCCCGACGAGCACAUCCACGCUAUCGUCAUCGGCGUGCUCGGGCGCCAGGGCCCCGCGCUGCUCGACAAGUGCCUCGAGGUGUUCCACGACCUCCCCGCCGAGUCGCGCACCGCGCUCUCCUACACCUCCCUCAUCGCCGCCUACGCGCGCAACGCGCUGCACGAGGAGGCCCGCGCGCUGCUCGACCAGAUGAAGGCCGCGGGGGUCGCGCCCACCGCCGCCACCUACAACACCGUGCUCGCCGCCUGCGCCCGCGCCACCGACCCACCCGUCCCCUUCGACAUGCUCCUCGGCCUCUUCGCUGAGAUGCGGCACGACGCGUCCCCCUCCGUGCGCCCCGACCUCACCACCUACAACACCCUCCUCGCCGCCGCCGCCGUGCGCUCUCUGGCUGAUCAGUCUGAAAUGCUGCUGCGCACUAUGCUUGAGGCCGGCGUCUCCCCGGACACUGUAUCUUAUCGUUACAUUGUGGAUGCCUUUGCCAGCGCCGGCAACCUCUCCCGUGUAGCCGAGCUGUUCUCCGAAAUGGCUGCCAUGGGGAACACGGCGGAUGCCUCUGCGUAUCUAGGACUCAUGGAGGCACACACGCGUGUUGGCGCCACGGCUGAGGCAGUGGCUGUGCUGCGGCAGAUGCAGGCUGAUGGAUGUGCGCCAACAGCUGCCACUUACCGUGUCCUGCUCGAUCUUUAUGGAAGGCAGGGGCGGUUUGAUGGAGUGCGCGAACUCUUCCGUGAGAUGAGAACUGCUGUACCGCCAGACACGGCCACAUAUAAUGUGCUCUUCCGUGUAUACGGGGAUGGUGGCUUCUUCAAGGAGGUGGUGGAGCUCUUCCAUGAUAUGCUUGAAACUGGGGUAGAGCCUGAUAUGGUGACCUGCGAAAAUGUCAUGGCUGCCUGUGGUCGUGGUGGCCUCCAUAAGGAUGCAAGAGAAGUUCUUGAAUAUAUGACCAGAGAAGGAAUGGUACCUACUGCAGACGCCUACACUGGCCUGGUUGAGGCUCUUGGCCACGCGGCUAUGUAUGAGGAAGCCUAUGUUGCUUUCAACAUGAUGACCGAAAUCGGUAGCUUGCCAACUCUUGAGACCUACAAUGCUCUUGCGUUUGCAUAUGCUAGGGGUGGGCUCUUCCAGGAGGCUGAGGCCAUCUUUUCUCGGAUGAGUAACAAUGCUGGCAUUCAGAAAAACAAAGAUUCAUUUGAUGCCCUCAUCGAAGCAUAUUGCCAGGGCGCACAAUUGGAUGAUGCAGUGAAGGCGUACAUGGACAUGCGCAAAUCCAGGUUUAAUCCAGAUGAGCGGUCCCUUGAGGGGGUACUUAAUGCCUACUGCAUAGCAGGGGUCAUAGAUGAGAGUAAAGAACAGUUUGAAGAGCUUCAAUCUAGCGUGACUGUGCCCAGCAUCAUUGCCUAUUGCAUGAUGUUGUCACUAUAUGCUAGGAACGACAGGUGGUCUGAUGCGUAUGAUCUGCUGGAAGAAAUGAAAACAAAUCGUGCUAGUAGUACACAUCAAGUAAUUGCUUCCCUAAUCAAAGGGGAAUAUGAUGAUAGCUCCAACUGGCAAAUGGUUGAAUAUGCCCUCGAAAACAGUGCCAUGGAAGGCUGUGACUAUAGUUUACGAUUCUUCAACGCUCUCCUUGAUGUGCUUUGGUGGUUUGGUCAGAAGGGCCGAGCUGCAAGAAUUCUGGAUCAAGCAGUAAAAUUUGGGCUCUUCCCUGAGUUAUAUCGUGAUACCAAGCUCGUCUGGUCACUAGAUGUACAUAGGAUGUCUGUAGGUGGAGCACUGGUGGCUGUAUCAGUAUGGCUCAAUAAGCUUUAUGACAGACUAGUAGAAGAUGAAGAUCUUCCACAGUUAGCAUCUGUUGUUGUAUUGAGAGGUGAAAUGGAGAAAAGCACAAUUACAAGAGGACUGCCAACCGCCAAAGUUGUCUACUCCUUUCUAAAUGAUACACUAUCAGCAUCCUUCCACUUCCCAAAAUGGAACAAGGGACGAAUCAUAUGCUUGAAGUCCCAGUUGAAAAAGCUGCAGUCAGCCGUAGAUUCCUCAAAUGGAUCUCCUGCAGCUGGUUUUGUCCCCAUGACGAACUCCCCUUUGCCGUCUCCUGGUUCCAAGAUAUAUACAAGGGAGGACCAAUUGGAAAAUGGUACCGGCCAUUUGCCAGACGAACCGUUGGUAGAGGAAAAGGAGUCAGAGCUUCUCGCAUUGUCUCCGUCUCAGUACUAUGGCACAUCCAUUCGCAUUUUUGCAGAGCGCGGAUGGCUUCAGUUAUGCAUGGUCCUUGUGAAAAGAGUAUUCGAACCCGGGAGCCAGAGCGGCAGAGCCCAAGCUACCACCUACCAGAGGCUGGAAGCGACGGCGCCGCCGGAGAUGGAGAUGGAGACGGAGGCGGCGGCGGCGAGGCAGGCGAAGGAGUCCCUGGAGCUGGCGUUUCAGAUGUCCCAGAUCCUCGACACCGGCCUUGACCGCCACACCUUGUCUCUGCUCAUGGCGCUCUGCGACCGCGGCGCCAACCCCGAGGCCCUGGCCGCCCUCGUUCGCGAGCUCUCCUCCGCUGCUCCCCCAACCGCCGCAGCCGCAGCCGCCGCCGCGGUUUCCUCCCCCGUGAGCAACGGCGCCGCGGGGCCGGCCCCGGCAACUGCGUCGAUGUUCCCCUCCGGCCUUCGCCGUCCCUAG